AUGACGCUAGUCACUCUAAGGCGUCCCGCAGUCGCCGCCACCACUGCUGGAGUGGCUCUCACCCAGGCAGCUUGCCUCCACCUUGUCGGCCCGCCGCUCGUCUGGCCACAACUCAUUCUCGCCAUUACAAUAGCAGCUGCGCUGAGUCUGUCGUCACCUCCCCCAACCUCGCGUCUGGCCCGCGGCUUGGUACUCACACUCUCUGCUAUCGCUGCCUACGCCGGCCUCCUUGUUGUCAUCGCUGCACCCUCGCCGCUUGCUGCCUCCGUCGCCAUCGUCGCCCCGCUUGCUCUCUGGACUGGCCUCGCCGCGCACACUCUGACGGCGGUCUCCCCACUCGUUGCUCCUGCUCGCGCCCUCAUCCUCUCAUACUACGCGAGUGUACUUGUUCUACUCCUCCACGACGCACCCUAUGCCUUUGUCGAUACCGAGCUGGCAACAAGCGUGGCCCUUGUCGGCACGCUUGCCAUCUCGCUCGUCGCCCGCGUCGUCGACGACGCUGCAGACCCCAGCCCUGUCCGCUGGCUCGCCCUCUCGUCGGAUUUGGCGGCCCGCGUCCGCCGAAGCGGCUGCUCCAUCGUCAAUUGGAAUGCCUCUUCCGCCGCCACGCUCCUCGCCACUCCCGAGGCUGAGCUCGCCACGACAGUGGUAAGCCACCAGGGCGCGUUGUUUCUGCUUUUUGAGCUUGAUCCUGUCUCCCACGCCCCACGCCCGCAUCCCGCUGUUCCGCAUCUCUCUGCCGCCGCCCUCGCCCUUACCGCCAUCGCCUACGAGCUGGCUGCCACUGCCCUCGCCACCCGCUUCCUCGUCCACGGCCUCAUGAGUCUCGUCCUCGUUGGCGUUCUCGGCUGCAUCGCCCUCGCCCAGCAACAGACGCCAGGUCACAGGUAG
Molecule: messenger RNA, 891 nt
Organism: Thecamonas trahens ATCC 50062
Lineage: Eukaryota; Apusomonadida; Apusomonadidae
Exons: 2
Coding region: 1-891 (296 amino acids)
Source: RefSeq, a predicted model, not a curated record